AUGCCAGCCGAUGGACCAAGCGAACACUUAAGUUUCGAAGAACGAUUGAAGAAGAUUAAUCUUCAACAGUGUAUUUCGUGGUUGGCAACCUCUUGGGAGGAGAUAUCUGACAAAACUAUACGUAAUUCGUGGAAGAAAUUGAUCGAUGGUUUGCCGGAGGAUGCUGUUAAUGUAGACUCGAAAGCGGCCGAUGAUGACUUCAAAGCGCUUGUGUCCAGGAUUGACAGUUUGGCAGGAACAAAAACAUCUGAGCAAGAUAUUGAUCUGUGGAUCAAAGAUCAGGUGUAUGAUGCUGAUCAUAAUCCAGAUUGGGUAACCAGUGAAGUGUUCUCUGAUGACGAGAUUUUGUCAUCAGUUCUCAAGAAAGAUCAACCUGAAAUGCAAGAAGAAUGGUUGGUAGACACAGAAGAUGGAAGUAAUUCGUUUGAUACUUCCAUUACUAGUACCGGAGAUCCUGAUUUUGGCGAUGCAAUCAAGUCAAUUGAUUGCCUAGUUCGCUAUAUGAAGCAUGAUGUUGCAGAAGUAUGCCGUUUGAACGCGCUACGUUCGAAAAUCACUGAAUGGCUAAAACGAGCAUGUUGA
Molecule: messenger RNA, 582 nt
Organism: Toxorhynchites rutilus septentrionalis
Lineage: Eukaryota; Metazoa; Arthropoda; Insecta; Diptera; Culicidae
Exons: 2
Coding region: 1-582 (193 amino acids)
Source: RefSeq, a predicted model, not a curated record